This is a messenger RNA of Episyrphus balteatus (marmalade hoverfly), 641 nucleotides long. RefSeq names its product probable 28S ribosomal protein S23, mitochondrial (gene mRpS23). NCBI's taxonomy places the organism in Eukaryota, Metazoa, Arthropoda, Insecta, Diptera, Syrphidae. Gene Ontology annotation, biological process: translation. Bases 75 to 605 code for a protein of 176 amino acids. The transcript is spliced from 3 exons. Gene Ontology annotation, molecular function: structural constituent of ribosome. Gene Ontology annotation, cellular component: mitochondrion; ribosome. The record is from RefSeq and is a predicted model, not a curated record.
ACCUUAAGACUGUUACAAAAAAAAAUGACAGUUCUGACAGUUCUCUUGACAAAUCUUUCAUAACACAAAAAAAUAUGGCUCAAAGCAGGCUAGAAAAAAUUGGAACAAUUUUCUCCAGAACCACCGGACUCCUGAGGUCGGGUGCUAUGAAACCAGAGGAUAAGCCAAUUUGGUAUGAUGUUUAUGCUGCAUUUCCACCAAAAGUUGAACCUCGUUUCGAUCGUCCAAUACCAAAUUUACCAAUAAGAAAAAUAUUCUAUGCUGAAGAUGUUGUUAGAGCGAAAUAUCACAAAAUGAUAAAAUCCUACGAACAAAUUAAUCUGGCCGAUACAAAACGCGAAACAAACACUCAGCAAUUCAUUGCCAUUUACAACAAUCUAAAAUCACAAGGUGCUUUGGAUGAGGAAAAGAUUCUUGAAACUGCAAAGCAAUUAUUGGAUGAAAAACUAGCCAGUAGAAGAGCAAGCAAUACCACCGAAUCAGAGGUGGAGAAGGAACCAAGCGUGGGAGCUGGGUUAACUGAUAGUUUCUCGGAUGCAAAACGUGCAAAAGAAUCAGCAUCACCAACUGCAACUGUAGAUAUCAAAGAUUUAUUUAAAGAAUAAAAUUUGAAAUAAAUAAAAAUAGUUUAGAAAAAUUAA